CGUUAGUUUAAACAAUAUUUUGAACAGUAAUUGUGAUCGAUAAAAGAAAUUCAACAUGAUUGAAAAAGUGAUGGUCAGUAUCAUUAUGUUGACUGCAGUAUUUGCACGACCUCAAAACUCAACACCACAAAAUUCACGAGAAGCAACUAUUUUACGAUACGAAAAUGAAAAUAUUGGAAAAAGUGGUUAUAAUUUUGCUUAUGAAACAUCAGAUGGAACAUCACGAUUGGAAACGGCUGAGGUAGUAAAUCCGGGUACAGAAAAUGAAACAUUGUUAAUACGUGGUACAGUCACUUGGAUUGCACCUGAUGGACAACAAUAUACCAUUACAUAUACAGCUGAUAAAGAUGGAUAUCAACCAAAAGGUAGUCACAUACCACAAUAAAUGAAAAAAGCAUGACACAUUUGCAAAAAACUAUGUGCAUGCUUGGUAUUUAUGUAAUGGACAUUUGCAGGUGUAUAA
Chrysoperla carnea is the source of this 463-nucleotide messenger RNA. RefSeq names its product endocuticle structural glycoprotein ABD-5-like. Gene Ontology annotation, molecular function: structural constituent of chitin-based larval cuticle. Bases 56 to 385 code for a protein of 109 amino acids. NCBI's taxonomy places the organism in Eukaryota, Metazoa, Arthropoda, Insecta, Neuroptera, Chrysopidae. The record is from RefSeq and is a predicted model, not a curated record. Gene Ontology annotation, cellular component: chitin-based extracellular matrix. The transcript is spliced from 3 exons.